Cynocephalus volans (Philippine flying lemur) is the source of this 3573-nucleotide messenger RNA. It is a transcript of the gene GRIP1, whose product is annotated as glutamate receptor interacting protein 1. The transcript is spliced from 25 exons. The coding region runs from base 1 to 3468 and encodes 1155 amino acids. Gene Ontology annotation, biological process: neurotransmitter receptor transport, endosome to postsynaptic membrane. Gene Ontology annotation, molecular function: protein binding. The record is from RefSeq and is a predicted model, not a curated record. Lineage: Eukaryota; Metazoa; Chordata; Mammalia; Dermoptera; Cynocephalidae.
AUGGACCGCUUCCUGGGUUUUGUCAAGCAGAUAAGAAGAUCUAGGAGAAGAAAGGGAAAAAAGUACCGACCAGAAGAGGAUUACCACGAGGGCUAUGAGGAUGUCUAUUAUUACGCUUCAGAGCAUUUUCGAAAUGAGAGUCCCUACACUAAAUCCGCCAGCCAGACAAAGCCGCCUGAUGGAGCAUUGGCUGUGAGGAGACAGAGCAUUCCAGAGGAAUUCAAGGGCUCCACCAUCGUUGAACUGAUGAAGAAGGAAGGCACUACCCUCGGUCUGACAGUGUCAGGAGGAAUUGAUAAGGAUGGCAAGCCGAGAGUUUCUAAUCUGCGGCAAGGAGGAAUUGCUGCUAGAAGCGACCAGCUGGAUGUGGGCGACUACAUCAAAGCAGUGAAUGGGAUCAACCUGGCCAAAUUCCGCCAUGACGAGAUCAUCAGCUUACUGAAGAAUGUCGGGGAAAGAGUGGUUCUUGAAGUAGAGUAUGAGCUGCCACCAGUCUCUGUACAGGGAUCAAGUGUUAUUUUUCGAACAGUGGAGGUCACACUACAUAAAGAAGGCAAUACCUUUGGUUUUGUAAUACGAGGGGGUGCACACGAUGAUAGGAAUAAAUCUCGUCCAGUUGUGAUAACGUGUGUUCGUCCUGGAGGGCCUGCUGACAGAGAGGGCACAAUCAAACCUGGCGAUAGGUUACUCAGUGUGGAUGGAAUUCGGCUUCUUGGAACCACACAUGCUGAAGCCAUGAGUAUUCUUAAACAAUGCGGACAAGAAGCAACGCUGCUGAUAGAAUAUGAUGUCUCCGUCAUGGAUUCUGUGGCAACAGCAUCCGGGCCUCUACUAGUUGAAGUUGCCAAAACUCCUGGUGCCAGCCUUGGGGUUGCCCUAGCUACCUCGAUGUGCUGUAACAAACAGGUCAUUGUCAUAGACAAAAUCAAAUCUGCAAGUAUUGCUGACAGGUGUGGCGCACUGCAUGUGGGAGAUCACAUCCUGUCCAUCGACGGAACCAGCAUGGAGUACUGUACACUGGCAGAAGCAACCCAGUUCCUGGCAAACACCACCGAUCAGGUCAAGCUUGAAAUUCUGCCCCAUCACCAGACCCGCCUGGCCCUGAAAGGACCUGACCAUGUGAAAAUUCAGAGGAGCGACAGGCAACUUUCCUGGGAUUCCUGGGCCAGCAACCACUGCAGCCUUCACACCAACCAUCACUAUAACACGUACCACCCUGACCAUUGCAGAGUGCCAGCCCUGACAUUCCCGAAAGCGCCUCCUCCAAACAGCCCUCCAGCUUUGGUGUCUUCAUCCUUCUCCCCUACCUCCGUGAGUGCAUACAGCCUGAGUUCCCUCAACAUGGGGACUUUCCCUCGAAGCCUCUACUCCACUAGCCCACGUGGAACCAUGAUGAGGAGGAGACUGAAGAAGAAAGACUUCAAAAGCUCACUUUCUUUAGCCUCUAGCACAGUGGGAUUGGCUGGGCAGGUUGUUCACACAGAAACCACGGAGGUCGUGCUAACAGCAGAUCCUGUCACAGGAUUUGGGAUCCAAUUGCAGGGCAGUGUCUUUGCCACAGAGACCCUCUCUUCUCCACCUCUGAUUUCCUAUAUUGAAGCUGACAGCCCAGCAGAGAGAUGUGGGGUGCUACAGAUUGGAGACAGAGUGAUGGCCAUUAAUGGAAUUCCAACUGAAGACAGCACCUUUGAGGAAGCCAAUCAGCUCCUUCGAGAUUCUUCAAUUACAAGCAAGGUCACACUGGAAAUCGAGUUUGAUGUUGCAGAGUCUGUCAUCCCAAGUAGUGGAACUUUUCAUGUAAAGCUCCCUAAGAAGCACAAUGUGGAACUUGGAAUAACCAUAAGUUCACCAUCCAGUAGAAAACCAGGGGACCCCCUUGUCAUUUCUGAUAUCAAGAAAGGCAGUGUGGCACACAGAACUGGAACCCUGGAACUUGGAGAUAAAUUACUUGCAAUAGAUAACAUCCGGCUCGACAACUGUUCCAUGGAAGAUGCAGUUCAGAUCCUCCAGCAAUGUGAAGACCUGGUAAAGCUCAAAAUCCGCAAAGAUGAAGAUAAUUCAGAUGAGCAAGAAAGUUCCGGAGCAAUUAUUUACACUGUGGAGCUUAAGCGCUAUGGGGGGCCCCUUGGCAUCACAAUUUCAGGAACUGAAGAGCCGUUUGAUCCUAUAAUCAUCUCAAGCCUCACUAAAGGGGGAUUAGCUGAAAGAACUGGCGCAAUCCACAUAGGAGACCGAAUCCUAGCCAUCAACAGCAGCAGCUUGAAAGGGAAGCCUCUGAGUGAAGCCAUCCAUUUGUUACAGAUGGCGGGAGAGACUGUCACCUUGAAAAUUAAGAAACAGACAGAUGCCCAGUCAGCAUCAAGCCCCAAGAAGUUCCCCAUUCCCAGCCAUUUGAGUGACCUGGGAGAUGUGGAGGAGGACUCCUCUCUGGCACAGAAGCCAGGCAAGCUCUCUGACAUGUACCCCUCCACGGUGCCCAGUGUGGACAGCGCUGUGGAUUCAUGGGAUGGCUCUGGAGUAGAUGCCAGCUAUGGGAAUCAAGGCACUGGUUUUCAGGCCUCAGGAUACAACUUCAACACCUAUGACUGGAGGAGCUCAAAACAGAGAGGCAGCUUGUCCCCGGUCACUAAGCCCCGAAGCCAGACUUACCCAGAUGUUGGGCUGAGUAAUGAAGACUGGGACCGGUCCACAGCCAGUGGCUUUGCAGGGGCUCCUGACAAUGUGGAGGCCGAGCAGGAGGAGAACUUCUGGUCUCAAGCGCUGGAAGAUUUAGAAACCUGCGGACAAUCAGGAAUUCUGAGAGAACUUGAGGAGAAAGCUGACAGGCGUGUGCCUUUGAGAAACAUGACUCUCUUGGCAACAAUCAUGUCGGGGAGCACAAUGAGUUUAAAUCAUGAGGCUCCAACACCUCGAAGUCAGCUGGGGCGACAGGCCAGCUUCCAGGAACGGAGCAGCUCUCGGCCACAUUAUAGCCAAACAACUCGGAGUAACACCUUGCCCUCAGAUGUGGGCAGGAAGUCUGUGACCCUGAGGAAAAUGAAACAAGAAAUAAAGGAGGUCAUGUCCCCAACUCCUGUGGAGCUGCACAAGGUGACCUUGUACAAGGACUCUGACAUGGAGGACUUUGGGUUCAGUGUAGCAGAUGGCAUGCUGGAGAAAGGAGUAUAUGUCAAAAAUAUUCGCCCAGCUGGGCCAGGAGAUCUUGGUGGCCUAAAGCCCUAUGACAGGCUCUUACAGGUUAAUCACGUCCGAACGAGAGACUUCGACUGCUGCCUUGUCGUGCCCCUCAUAGCAGAAUCUGGUAACAAGCUGGACCUGGUUAUUAGUAGAAACCCACUGGCUUCACAGAAGUCUAUAGAACAACAGACUCUACCGGGAGGAGACUGGAGUGAACAGAAUAGUGCUUUUUUCCAACAGCCUAGCCAUGGCGGUAAUUUGGAGACACGAGAGCCCACUAAUACAUUAUAGCAAUGCUUUUUAUAAAGUAGGACAAAAGACGAUAUCUACAUGGUGCUAAAAAAAUCCCUUUAAGAUUUCUGUGACAUUUGAAGCACAGAUAAUCAUGUGGCAUUA